AUGUCACUUAAUGGUUCACAUCCAAUUAUAGUGCUCAAUGUAACUGGCUUAAGUUUGCCCAUAUACCUUUAUAUUGAUAAUAAUGGUGACAUAUAUGUGAGCGACAAAGGUAAUCACAGUGUUUUUGUUUUUCGAUCGCAUUCAACUAAUAGUUCAAGAGUAGCUGGUACUGGAGUCCAAGGAUCUACCAAUGAAACGCUUGAUGGCCCAUAUGGAAUAUAUGUCAACAAUGUUGGAACUAUUUACAUUGCGGAUCGUUAUAACCAUCGAAUCAUGAAGUGGUUAGCUGGUGAAUCAUCUGGAGUUUGCGUUGCUGGUAAUGGAACAGCUGGCAAUAGCUUAAUGCAACUUCAGUCACCAACAGAUAUCAUCGUUGAUGAAAAUGAAUAUAUGUAUAUUAGUGAAUCACUUAGCGCACGUGUAACACGAUGGGCUCCUAAUUCAAACUGUGGAACGUGUAUCGCUGGUUGCUCGGGAAAAUCUGGAAGUGCACCAUCUCAGCUAUGCGAACCACACUCUUUAGCGUUUGACAGCAAAGGCUCACUCUAUGUCAGUGAAUAUGAAAAUCACAGAGUGCAAAAAUUUCAACUUCUUAACUCUCCUAUUCCAUACAAUCAACCAAAGAUUGUUUACAAUAUAACAUGGGAUCAAUGUGGCAUCACUUUUGCUAACAAAUGUAUUCUUCCUACGAUGCCUCAUGGUAUUUUUAUCGACUCGAAUGAUACCAUAUACAUAGCUAAUUAUGAAAAGGAUCGGAUUCUAAUUCUACCUAAAGAAGGUAAUAUUCUCGAAAGAAAAUUAAUUGUUAAGCUGUUCAGGUACACAAGUUUAUUCGUCACAUUGAAUGGUGAUAUUUAUUUUGAGAGUGGCAAUGCACCUGGUCGAAUCGAGAAGUUCAAAUCGAAUUCAACAAAUAGUGAAUUCGUGACAAAGUUCUCAGGAAACUGCUAUGGUCUCUUUGUUGACAUUCGAAAUACUCUCUAUUGUUCCAUUCCAUUGGAACAUCGAGUAGUGAAGGUAUUACUAGACCGCGAUAUUAAUACAACGAUCACAACAGCAGGAACAGAGUUCCAAGGGCCAGAACCAUAUCAGCUAGAUGUUCCUUGGGGAAUAUUUGUUGACAUUAAUUUUAACUUGUAUGUGGCUGAUGCUUCAAAUCACAGAAUUCAACUUUUUCGACCAGGAGAAUUAAAUGGAACUACAGUGGCUGGAAAUAAUAUUCCAAAUAAUUUGACAUUACACAGGCCAACCGACGUGAUACUGGAUACCGAUAGUUAUUUAUACAUUGCAGAUAAUGACAAUCAUCGUAUUAUUCGAGUAGGAAACGAUACAUUCCAGUGUCUCGUUGGUUGUACUGGCAAAUCCGGAUCGGCAUCCAAUGAACUCAAUAAAACAUAUGGUCUUCGCUUCGAUAGUUCUGGUAAUUUAUAUGUUGUUGAUGAAUAUAACAGUCGCAUUCAAAAAUUUAGUGUUUCACAUAAUUCAUGUGGUAAGUCUCCUUAUAAAACUAUAAAACUCCAACAACUGCGAUACCAACUGCUGAAUGCACAACAACUAUCUCGACUUCUGAAUCCACAACAACUAUCUCAACCCCUGAAUCCUCAACCACCAUCUCAACCUCUAUAUCCACAACAACUAUUUCAACCGCUGAGUUCACAACAAUCAUAUCAACCCUUGAAUCCACAACAACGAUCUCAACCGCUAAAUUCACAAGCAGUAUUUCAACCCCUGAAUUUACAACAGCUCAUUUAUCUGAAACUUCAGAGUACAGUAAGUGUAAUAAAACAUCGUUAA
This is a messenger RNA of Adineta steineri, 1794 nucleotides long. Lineage: Eukaryota; Metazoa; Rotifera; Eurotatoria; Adinetida; Adinetidae. The record is from the annotation of a GenBank genome assembly.